Molecule: messenger RNA, 825 nt
Organism: Carassius auratus (goldfish)
Lineage: Eukaryota; Metazoa; Chordata; Actinopteri; Cypriniformes; Cyprinidae
Exons: 5
Coding region: 16-825 (269 amino acids)
Biological process (GO): prevention of polyspermy; binding of sperm to zona pellucida
Cellular component (GO): egg coat
Molecular function (GO): acrosin binding; structural constituent of egg coat
Source: RefSeq, a predicted model, not a curated record
UUUAGCUGUUGAACAAUGGCUGGAAGUUGGUGUUUGACUCAGAUUUUGGUGGUCUGUGCUUUCUGUCAUGCUGUUCCACAGUGGAGUAAAUCGCUUCAGGAUGCUCAAGCUCUGAUGAUCCAGCAAACUGACCAGCAGUUUCAGCUCCAGAAGCCAGUUCAACUGCUAACUAACCAGCAGUUUCCACCUCAGAAACCAGUUCAACAGCUAACUAACCAGCAGUUUCCGCCUCGGAAACCAGUUCAACAGCUAACUAACCAGCAGUUUCUGCUCCAAAAGCCUGUUCCACAACCACCUACACCGCAGUUUCCGCUUCAGAAGCCAGUUCCACAACAACCUAAGCCGCAGUUUCCGAUUCAGAAGCCAGUUAAACAGCAGUUUCAGAAGCCAGUAGUGAAGGCAGAAUCCCUUAAUAAAUGUGCUGUAGCUGAUUCUGAGCAGAUCCAAUGUGGUCUACCUGGGAUCCGUGGUGCUGAGUGUGAAGCUAUCAACUGCUGCUUUAACGGACAGCAGUGUUUCUAUGGGAGGGCAGUGACUGUCCAGUGUAUUAGAGAUGGUCAGUUUGUGGUAGUGGUGUCUCGAGACGUUACCUUGCCUCGACUGAGUCUGGACUGGCUGCUCUGCAGGAAACCGUCUUCAUCCACUGCAGUACAGAGGUGUGCCAUCCAUCAUCUGGCUCUUGUCAGCAAAGCUGCACCAGGAAACGAAGAGACACUCGUAUCAAGGCUGUCUCUGGGGAGCAGACUGUGGUUUCUAGUGGAGAAGUUACUCUGGUCAUGUAAAUCUAGUGUUUUAAAUAAACCGUGCAGAACCCCAAGUUGCUAA